AUGGUCAUCCUGCUGCCUGGGGAGUCCCAGACCCUCACGGCGCCCAUCAGCCAAGCGCGUGGAACUGUUCCCCGCGAGGUGUCCAAAUGUACAUAUCGCUAUGUGGACAGAGGUGAAGACAGGACGGCUGACUUUCCUCUUGAUCCCAACGAUGACAUAUCUGGGGUGAUCUCUUCUGCGUCCUCCGGUCCUUUGCGAGACUACCAGGACAAGCUAAAGGUCAUCCAGCUAAGAGAGAAGGGCCUUUCCAAGACGGAGAUCGCUGAAAAGGUCGGCCGCUCGGAACAUUGGGUCAAGAGGUGGUGGCGCGAACAUCCGGCCACACUGGAACGGCCCGUUGGUUCUCGCGAUGUGGUGUUGAAGAAGGCCUCAGUGAACGCCUUUCGCGACCUGGACAUCAGGCGUGGCUUCAUCAAGGAAUCCUCCACCUUCGACUCCCUGGUCAAGAAGGUCUCCUGGAAGCAAGCCAAAGUCGUUGUGAGGGAUUCCAACACAGGAGAGCUCACCCUGAGAUACAACGAGAAGGGGCAGUCUGUCAGUUCAGGUCGACAGGUGGCUGACUACACCGGUGGCCUAGAUUUUUUGGACGAGAUUCUGCAGAAAGUGUUCUCCCAGAUGAACAUCCGGGAUCCACAAGCGCGGAUCUUCAUGAAUUUUUAUGCGGAUGGAAAGGACAAGAUUGCAGCCCACAGACAUGAUUUCUGGACUUGCUUGCUUUCCUUUGGCUCUCCAAGAAUUCUCACUGUAGAUCGCCGCCCCGUACUGUUGCGAGAUGGUGAUUUGAUUGUUUUCGGCACACAAACUCACGGGGUACCAACAAUGCCGGACAUCACAGACGGAAGAGUAUCAUUGGUUAUUUUUUUCUACCCUGAUGCAGACAACCUGGAGCGACAGUGGCAAACAAUCAACGAAGAUGAUGAAGAGGAGAAAAGCAUAACUGAUGUGCGAACCCUUAGCACGGGCAUGGACAAAGGCUUCAAGGCAUCAUUGUUGUGGGGUGACAGUAAAGAAGAAAGCACUGGCAAGCACUGUGGUUGUGGAACACAUUCUUCAGAAGCUGCACUGAAUCAUGCACUCGAUCCAAGCAACACAAAGAGGUCGUUGCUGAGCAGUCCCAAUUCCGGUUUGCAGUUCGAUGGUUUGCCACAAGGAGCGCCAAACACAGAGGGGAUAACUGUCUUCUCUGUAGCAACUGGUGGGCAGCAUGGAUACGGAGAUGAUCAACGACUGGAGGAGAAAGACUUCUUCAAGUUGCUGUCAAGACACGGCAUUACAGCGCUUUGGGAUUUCCGCAUCCGUGAAACUGAUUGGUCAGAGCCCAGCAGCUUCAAGAGGGCCUGCGCGGCGCGCUCCAUCUCCUACCGUACCUAUCCUCUCGGCCGGCGGGAAGCUGGAGGCAUGCAGGGCCAUUUGCAAAGUGAGGAAGGUCAAGAUGUUCUACGACGUUUCGCAGAGGUGUCCACUCAAGCCGCAGCUGCCUUUGCUGUUGCACAAUCAGGAAGCACAGCAGGUAGCUCUAGGGCCGAGGUGGCAGAGCAGCUUUCAUCAGGCAAGUUUGGCCAGAUAAAGGUCAUGCAUAUCCUGCCGGACGGUCAACUACUCGAACACCAGGAGAGAUCUUUGCAGGCAACUCCUCCAAAACCUGCCGAGCCAGUUACCACCGAAUCUCCAGCCAUCACUUCCGCAGUUCCGGCAGAAGUUGUCGAAGUGGAAUCCGGUCAGCGGCGCAACCGCUGGGGCCGCAGAAAAGCGUGA
This is a messenger RNA of Durusdinium trenchii, 1755 nucleotides long. The record is from the annotation of a GenBank genome assembly. Lineage: Eukaryota; Dinophyceae; Suessiales; Symbiodiniaceae.